This is a messenger RNA of Stylonychia lemnae, 1206 nucleotides long. Lineage: Eukaryota; Ciliophora; Spirotrichea; Sporadotrichida; Oxytrichidae. The record is from the annotation of a GenBank genome assembly.
AUGGAGGCCUAAAACUUCCUAUAAAUUGAUAACAAAGAGAGUGAGCAUCAUAUACAGAAGGAGUUUAUUGCUUUUAUUGCCAAAUUCGGUAAAACCUAUUCAAGCAAGGAUGCUCACCAGACAAAGUACGAAGUUUUCAAGUAAAAUUACAAAAAGAUGCAAGAACAUAAUGAUUAAUAAAAAGGCUAUGAACUUGGCAUCAACAAAUUUUCAGACAUGACUGAAGAAGAAUUCCUGAGUGUUUUUGCCAAACUUAAAGAGGAUAAUGACGAAAUAGAGCACUUGAAAAAUCGCAAGUAUAAACUAGAAGCUAGACCUCACCAUUUCAAUACUAAUUCUAAAAACGAAACUUAAGAAAAUCCAAAUGUAGAAAUCCCCAAAGAAAUAUAGAUCUAGCCGGUAAACAAAGAUAGAUAUCAUUGCAAUCAUGAUGAAGAAAGCCAUUAUUUCUUUAACUAUAAUGACUACGACUAUAUAGACAGUCUUCCAAAAUGUAAAUCUGCUGAUUGGAUUAAAAAGGGAAUGGUUGGCAUCCCAAAAGAUCAAAGUACUUGUGGAUCUUGCUGGGCACAUUCUGCACUCGCCUCCAUUGAGACACUAUAUGCUCAAGAAAAUCAAAUAAAAGAAAGAGAAUAAGUGCCCUCAUUUUCAGAGUAGCAAUUAGUUGAUUGCAACUUCCUACCUAAUCUUGGCUGCAUUGGUGGCAGAAGACAGUUUGCUUUUAAUUACACUAUGACAGAAGGUCUCACUUUAGCUUAGUAUUAUCCCUAUAAGAAUAGACAAGGAGAAUGCUAAUAUAAUGCUUAAGAGAACAAAACUUAUCAAAUUGAUGCCUUUAAAGUUUAUGAAAAAAUCAAUAAUGAAGAUAUGGAAAAAUUAGUGUGCUAGGGAACUGUUUCAAUCUCAAUAAGAAUUAAUGACUGUAUCAAGAGCUACAAAUCUGGAAUUCUGCACGAUAACGAUGGCAGCUGUGGAUGUUCAAAGGUUAAAUCCGGCAAUCACGCAGUGGCCAUAGUUGGAUUUGGUACAGACGAAAAUGCUGUAGGCUGUAAAGACUAUUGGAUUAUUAAGAAUUCUUGGGGUCCUAAAUGGGGAGAAGAUGGAUUCUUUAGACUCUGCAGAGAAGAUAAAUAAAUAGAGAAUGGUACUUGCAACAUCAGGCAAGAGCCAAUGAUUGCUAUUAGAAAGAACGUUCCUAUUCAGUGA